Messenger RNA from Necator americanus (New World hookworm), 270 nucleotides. RefSeq lists its product as uncharacterized. Gene Ontology annotation, biological process: neuropeptide signaling pathway. Lineage: Eukaryota; Metazoa; Nematoda; Chromadorea; Rhabditida; Ancylostomatidae. The transcript has 2 exons. Bases 1 to 270 code for a protein of 89 amino acids. The record is from RefSeq and is a predicted model, not a curated record.
AUGCAUUCAACCAGUGUUCUUCUACUGCUCGUCGUCAUUGUGGUGGACAUGUGUGGAUGUUAUUUGCAACCUUGCACCACGUAUGACUGUCAGCCAACUAUAGACGAAGUGUUGCGAAUGGAGUAUAAACCAAAACGCAAUUAUGAUUUCGUGCGAUUUGGAAGAUCAGGACCGGCAAAAAAGGCAUCUUACGACUACAUACGAUUCGGGAAGCGAAGCAGCGAUCGAAUGGAUCUGGACAGCUUGCGAUCGUCAGCACUCGAGCAAUGA